AUGCUAUUAUUUUACCAAUGCACUCCUCAUAAAAGCCCUUGGCUCAGAUUGUCUCGAUCACGUUUUCCAUCUCUUCGAUCUUUCUCUGUACCUCUCUUUUUUCCUGGGAAGGAUCGUUCUCUGCGACGCCGUUUUGAGCUAGGUUUUCUGUGGUUUCGCCUGAGCCAGAACCAAAGCUUAAUGACCAUGUCUGGAAACACUAGUUCCACCGUUUACGUAGGUAAUUUGGAUGAGAGGGUGAGCGAUAGGGUUUUGUAUGAUAUUCUAAUCCAAGCUGGGCGGGUGGUGGAUUUGUACGUUCCUCGAGACAAGGAAACUGAUAGACCCAAAGGAUACGCAUUUGCAGAAUAUGAAACUGAGGAGAUUGCAGAAUAUGCCGUCAAGCUUUUCUCUGGCCUCGUGAUUCUCCACAAUCGGACUUUGAAAUUUGCGAUUUCUGGGCAAGACAAACCAUCUCAAAAUCCUCCCAGUGGAUCCAUGUCUGCGACAAAUUCAUCUAACAGGCCACGGCCAUACCCUGUGCCAAUGAACAAUGUAGAUAUCUCUAAUCAAUCUAUGAGGUUGUCUGCAACAUGCAGGGUUUCAGCGUCUCCUUCCAAUUAUUCCCAAGUGCCAGUUCCCCCUGGUGUAACACACCAUCAUAAUGGAUAUGGGUCACAAUUCAAUGGCAUCAAUUAUAAUAGUGGUCGGAGAGUUUUUGGGUCCACUUUUGAUAGCAUUAGCCGUUCUAGGUCACGUCGCUAUGAUUCGAGUAACCAUACAUCAUACCCCUCUUAUUGAUAGUAUUAAGUUAUUUUAGAUUCAACUCACCUGUGGUUCAGGAAUUCUUGCGUCCUUGUAUAAUCAGUCGAUCAGGUAACUUAAGUGGUGCAGCUGUGAAUAUGUGCAACUUUAGAUGGAGAUGCUCAUGCUAUAUUUACUGUCUAGUGCAUCUGCUAGUUAGACAGUAGUUUCUGCUUUAUUGUUGUAGUCAUUGUUAGCUUGGGGAGCUUUCGAACUUAAAUGGCUUGAACUAUGAUAUGUCAAUGCUAAAGUUCUUGUACUUGACUUUUUUUGCUCAAA
Messenger RNA from Hevea brasiliensis (rubber tree), 1062 nucleotides. RefSeq names its product spliceosome-associated protein 49. The record is from RefSeq and is a predicted model, not a curated record. The coding region runs from base 1 to 780 and encodes 259 amino acids. NCBI's taxonomy places the organism in Eukaryota, Viridiplantae, Streptophyta, Magnoliopsida, Malpighiales, Euphorbiaceae. The transcript is spliced from 4 exons. Gene Ontology annotation, molecular function: RNA binding.